Messenger RNA from Nezara viridula (southern green stink bug), 1890 nucleotides. The record is from the annotation of a GenBank genome assembly. NCBI's taxonomy places the organism in Eukaryota, Metazoa, Arthropoda, Insecta, Hemiptera, Pentatomidae.
AUGACAUCCUUAAGAGAUAAACAGAUAGGUGCCCUUAGGCAGAUGUUAAAUCUAAAUCAACCAGAAUCUAAAGGAAUAGCGACCGAACCAGUUUGGAAAAUAUUAAUUUAUGAUCGCUGUGGACAAGAUAUAAUUUCUCCUUUGAUAUCUGUCAAAGAGCUCAGGGAAAUAGGAGUAACUCUUCAUGUACAGCUUCACUCCGAUAGAGAUCCUAUUCCUGAUGUUCCUGCAGUGUAUUUUUGUUUGCCGACUGAUGAAAACUUGGGUAGGAUAAGUCAAGAUUUGCAAAGGAAUGUAUACGAUAUCUAUCACUUAAAUUUCAUAUCUCCUCUCUCAAGGCAAAGACUAGAGGAUCUUGCUUCAGCUGCUCUGCAAGCAAAUUGUGUUUCGAAUAUUCAUAAGGUUUUUGAUCAGUAUCUUAAUUUCAUUUCUCUAGAAGAAGAUAUGUUUAUACUUAAACAUCAAAGUAGCGAUGAAAUAUCAUAUUAUGCUAUUAAUAGGGGAGAUAUAAAAGAUACUGAAAUGGACAGUAUCAUGGACUCAGUUGUAGAUAGUUUAUUCUCAGUAUUUGCUACAUUAGGGACUGUACCAAUUAUUCGAUGUCCUAGAGGAAACGCAGCUGAAAUGGUUGCUGAAAAAUUAGAUAAAAAACUUAGAGAAAAUCUUAGGGACACUAGAAAUAGCUUAUUACUUAUGGAUACUGUUCAAGCUGGAAAUUUUAGUUUUCAGAGACCUUUGCUGAUUGUUUUGGAUCGGAACGUUGACAUGGCGACUCCACUCCAUCACACAUGGACCUAUCAGGCUCUUUGCCACGAUGUUCUUGAUCUGUCGUUGAACAGGUUAAUCGUGGAAGAAAGUGCUGGUAAAUCUCCAGGAGGCGGUGCAAGGGCUAAAGCCAGAGCCUGCGAUCUUGAUAGUAAAGAUAAGUUCUGGGCUGUGCACAAGGGAAGUCCGUUUCCAAACGUGGCAGAGGCUAUUCAGGAAGAGCUGGAAGAAUAUCGGGCCUCGGAGGAUGAAGUGAAGAGGCUCAAAGCUUCAAUGGGGCUAGACAAUGAGAGUGAUGCUGCAUUUUCUAUGAUGACAGAUAAUACAGCCAAAUUGACAUCAGCUGUUAAUUCCCUGCCGCAGCUUUUGGAGAAGAAAAGGCUUAUCGACAUGCACACUACAAUUGCUACAGCUGUUUUGAAUUCAAUCAAAUUGAGGAGGUUGGACACACUUUUUGAAUAUGAAGAAAAGAUUAUGGCCGGAACGACAUUAGAGAAGCCUCUCCUAGAUAUUUUAACCGACACCGAAGCGGGCACUCCGGACGACAAAAUGAGGCUGUUCUUGAUUUAUUACAUCUGCACUGACUUGAUUCCUGAGACCGACCUCAACAAGUAUUCUGAGGCUCUUCAAACUGUCGGAUGUGAUUCAGACGCGUUGAACUACAUCAAACGGUGGAAAGCCUAUGCUAAAAUGGCUGCGAUGCCGAGCGAGUAUUCCGGAGGUGGUACGAAAACAGUCAGCAUGUUUUCGAAACUAGUUUCUAAAGGAUCUUCAUUUGUAAUGGAAGGAGUGAAAAAUCUUGUCGUUAAAAAGCAUAACCUACCUGUGACGAGGAUAGUAGAUCAGCUGAUGGAGAUGAAGGGAUGUGAUGAUUACAGAUAUUUUGAUCCGAAACAGUUGAGGUCUGUCGAUCCCGCUCGGAACAAAACCACGGCCAAUGAAGCAAUCGUUUUCGUCGUCGGUGGUGGCAAUUAUAUCGAGUAUCAAAAUCUCAUGGAUUAUGCUAAGAGUAAAUCGGGAGCUGGUAGCGGACCGUUGAAAAGGAUCGUUUAUGGUUCGACAACGCUCACCAAUUCCAAGCAGUUUUUGAAACAAUUAUGCCUUCUCGGAAAAGAAAUGCACUGA